GAAAUAAGAUUAUUGGUCUUUGGUAUCGGAAUGAGCAUGCCUACUUGGACUUUAAGUGAUUGUCCUGAUGAUUUGCAAGCGAUUGGUGAAUUAAGAUUUUUCUGUUAAUUUCUGCCUGUUUUGUCUCAGACGUGGAUAUGUUAUUGAUGACCCUGCUUUGAUGAUUUGAGAAUUUUUGUAAAUUAUGAUUUUCCGGUUAAAUCGAUGCCCACAGGGAAUUUUCUGGUUAUUUCCGAAAUUAUGGAUUUCGAUUGUGAAUUAUGGAUUUCGAUUGUGAAUUAUGGAUUUCGAUUGUGAAUUUCGGAUUUUGAUUGUGAAUCCUGCACGGUUUUUAGGUGUAGCGCUAGCACUCCUGAUCCCUGCUAGUGGGUGUGUAGCACUUCCGAUCCCCGCUAGUGGGUGUAACGCUAGCACUUCCGAUCCCUGCUAGUGGGUGUGUAGCAUCCCUGAUCCCCGUUAGUAGGUGUAACGCUGGCACUCCUGAUCCCCGCUAGUGGGUGUAACGCUAGCACUUCUGAUCCCCGCUAGUGGGUGUAACGCUAGCACUUCUGAUCCCCGCUAGUGGGUGUGUAACACUUCCGAUCCCCGCUAGUGGGUGUAACGCUAGCACAUGUCGACAUGUUUACUGAUGACCGGUUUAUUCUGUCGCCUGCCAGUGGGUUGUUAUAACACUGGCCAUGACUUAUAGAUGAGACUACUGAACUGAGUUUUCUUCAGCAUUAACGGUUUGUUAUGAGACGUUUUGCUAUUGAACUAAACUUGAUUUUCGCAUUAACGGUUUAUCAGUGAAAGUUUUGCUAUGUUUACAUGGUUUAUCUGGCAUGUUAAAAGUUUUACCCAAGGGCUAUCCAUUUUUACUUACUGAGUUAUCUCAUAGUUUUUCUUGUCCACCAUUUCAGGAAGCGAAACCGAGGACGGGGAAACUGAGGGGAGUGACGAGUUAGAAGGCUAGCCAUUCAAUUGGGGUAUAAGUUUUAGAUUUUAUCAUCCUUUUGUAAGGUUGAUUUUAUUCAUGAGAUUUUGUGAUUUGGAUAAGUUCUGAGCCUUGUGCACUUGUGGGACCCGUCUCACGAGUGCACGGCGUCUGUCGCGUCUCGGAUUUGGGUUCUGGGGCGUGACAAAUGGUAGGUUGAUUUUUUUUUUUUCAAUUUAUAAUUAUUUAUAAGGUUAAUUAGGGAGGGGAGAAAGGGGUUCUGUGGGGCUCGAACAUGCAACCUACGAAGGUGAACAGCCCUAAAUCAGAACUCAAAAUCAUUGGGUCGAAGCGGGUCGUUCGACUGAAUUUAAUUAAUAAGGGGAGAAUAAAACUAAAGUAAAAUGAUAGAUUUACCAAAUAAAGAAAGUAUUUAAUUAAUAUAUAUA
Molecule: messenger RNA, 1362 nt
Organism: Rubroshorea leprosula
Lineage: Eukaryota; Viridiplantae; Streptophyta; Magnoliopsida; Malvales; Dipterocarpaceae
Source: the annotation of a GenBank genome assembly